GCCUACCGUUGAGUUUCCUGUCGUCCGCGUUUCGCACCCUCCUCCUAUUUUAGCUUCUUGAAAGAACACAACCAAAAUACCGUCACUAUGUCUACUGUCAACGUUCGCCGGGAUGUCGCCGAUCCCUUCUACCGUUACAAGAUGGAAAAGCUCCAGUCCAAAAUUGAGGGCAAGGGCAAUGGUAUCAAGACUGUCAUCGUCAACUUGAACAACGUUGCGCAGGCUUUGGCCCGUCCUCCAGAGUACGUUAUCAAGUAUUUCGGAUUUGAACUGGGUGCCCAAGCCAACGCCAAGCCAACCGAUGAUCGUUGGAUCAUUAAUGGUGCCCAUGAUGCUCCCAAACUUCAAGACUACCUCGACGGUUUCAUUGACAAAUUCGUUCUUUGCAAGAAGUGUAAAAACCCUGAGACAGUUGUCAACCUCAGAGACAAUCGUAUUCUUUUGGACUGCAAGGCUUGUGGUCAGCGUUGUGAGGUCGACCCUCGUCUCAAAUUGAGCACCUUCAUUUUGAGACAGGGACCUGCUAAGGGUGGCAAAAAGGACAAGAAGGCUCGUCGCGAGAAAAAGAAGGAGAAAGACGAAACAAAUGGAGAAAAGAAUGGCAGCCCGGGAGACAGUAACAUUUCUGACAACGGUGAUGAGAAUGGUGAUUUCGAACUUGCAGCCGGCAGUGAUGAUGAAUUCACUCGUAGCAUCACCACCGCUGCCAAGGAAAUCAACGGUAACGGCGUCGAGGAUGAAGAAGUUCAAUGGUCUGUCGACGUCUCCGAAGAAGCUGUCAAGGCUCGUGCUAAGGAUCUUCCCGAGGAUCUCAAGCGAACCUUGGUCCUGGAUGGUGGAGAUGACGAUGACGAGGAGGGCGGUGCCACUGCCUACGACCAAUUGGGAAGCUGGAUCAUCAAGACUGCUAAGGAGACUGACGGUGGUGUGUCCGGGGUCAGUGAUGUCGACAUCUACAUGAAGGCAAAGGAAUUUGGCAUCGAAACCAAGCACAAGACCUUGACUGUGCUUGCUCAAACUAUCUUCGAUGAAAAAAUUGUCAAGCAGAUUCCUGCUCGCGCCGCCAUGCUCAAAAAAUUGAUUACUUCUGAAAGACAUGAGAAGGCUUUCCUGGGUGGCACCGAACGUUUCCUCGGCAAGGAAAACCCGGAGCUUAUUCCUCAGGUUCCUGCCGUCCUACUCGGCUACUACCAGAAUGAUCUUGUUUCUGAGGAAGUGCUCAAAGCCUGGGGCAGCAAGGCCAGCAAGAAGUACGUCGAUCUCUCUACAAGCAAGAAGGUCCGUAAAGCGGCUGAGCAGUUCCUUACCUGGCUCGAGACCGCUGAUAGCGAUGAGGAGAGCGAUGAAGAUGAGGAUUGAACGGCUAUCGAUCCUUUGCCGUGAAUACUUUUUUUUAUCAACCUUUCUGAUGCGUUACUGUUUUUUCGGAGUGCUGUUGAGAUAAUUGCCUUGAUUAUCCUUCAACUUGGAUGUAUCAUCCUUUGAGU
Molecule: messenger RNA, 1487 nt
Organism: Talaromyces proteolyticus
Lineage: Eukaryota; Fungi; Ascomycota; Eurotiomycetes; Eurotiales; Trichocomaceae
Product: putative eukaryotic translation initiation factor 5
Exons: 1
Coding region: 88-1359 (423 amino acids)
Biological process (GO): formation of translation preinitiation complex; translational initiation; formation of cytoplasmic translation initiation complex
Cellular component (GO): cytosol
Molecular function (GO): eukaryotic initiation factor eIF2 binding; translation initiation factor activity; GDP-dissociation inhibitor activity
Source: RefSeq, a predicted model, not a curated record